This is a messenger RNA of Dicentrarchus labrax (European seabass), 6160 nucleotides long. It is a transcript of the gene rbbp8nl, whose product is annotated as retinoblastoma binding protein 8-like. Gene Ontology annotation, molecular function: Y-form DNA binding; single-stranded DNA binding; double-stranded DNA binding. The transcript is spliced from 14 exons. Gene Ontology annotation, cellular component: site of double-strand break. The record is from RefSeq and is a predicted model, not a curated record. Gene Ontology annotation, biological process: double-strand break repair via homologous recombination; DNA double-strand break processing involved in repair via single-strand annealing. NCBI's taxonomy places the organism in Eukaryota, Metazoa, Chordata, Actinopteri, Moronidae. Bases 191 to 1996 code for a protein of 601 amino acids.
UGUGGGGCGUUCUCCCUCACCUCAUUCUCCUCUCUCUUUCUCUCUUCGUUAUUGCGCAUUCUCUUCCUCUGUCUCAGUGUAACUCCGUCCAUCUCUGAAGUCUGAACGAGCAAAAGCUGUGCCCAGCAGCGAACGGCUGAAGGGGUCCUUGGCUGUAUGAGAGUCUGACUCAAGGUCAAAUUAGAGUACCAUGGCAAUGGAGUGCUUCAACAGCCUUCUCCUGAAACUGCGGGAGGUCCACGAGCGGGAAGUAGAGGGGUGGCAGGCGAAAAUCCAAGAGCUGUCCAACAAGAAGGGCUGUGACACAAAGCGAAUGGAGGAACUGUUCAGCAAAAACCAGCAGAUGAAAGAACAGCAGAGAUUACUUACCGAGAACAUCAAGACACUGGAGAACAGGCUGCGGGCGGGGCUGUGUGACAGAUGUACAGUGACUCAAGAGGUAGCCAAGAGAAGACAGCAGGAAUUUGAAGCCUCACAAAUACAGAGCAUCCAGCACAUGUCUAUACUAGCGGGAGAAAUGACCAACCUGAAAAAGGAGAACAAGAGACUCAGAGAUGAGAUCAGAAAUUUAAGAGCAGCACUCGACAGAGGUCACAGCGAGCACUCCUCCAACAGCAGCACCACCACGGGGGUCAAGCCAAACAGCUCCCCUGACCUUUCACCCUCUUCUGGACCCAUGGCCCUCAUCACUGCAGCAACCAGCAGGGCCAGCAACAAGCCAGUAGAUGGUGAUGUUGCAGUGAAAACUGAGGUCGAAACAAGAGCUGAAGAAACUGAACACAGACAAAGGAGAGGGAUGAACAGAAACCAUUAUGACUCAUAUAAGCCUCUUUCGACUCUCGCAUUACCAUCCUGGAAGACAGAACCAUGCUGUAUUGGAGAGAGAGGAGCUCAGAUUGUUGAAGGACUAAACCAGCAAUCCUCCAUCCCUCCUCAAGCUCUCCUUCUUAAGAACGCUUCUUCAUCAACUGGUGGAGAAGUGAACCCUAGCAGACAUGUGCUCCAUGCUCCUGUCCCCUGCCGUCCUCAACCACUCACAAGCGGCCCGGUCACUCUCCCAUGGCCCUUAUCUGAGUCCCCUGACUGGGUUACUGCAGCUGCUACAGGGUCGAGCCUAGUGGUGCAACCUUCUCCCAAACCAAACCUGCCACGCUUUCCCAACCUGAUCCUAACUGCCCAACAUGGCAGCCCUAGAAGGCAGAGUUUCGGAUCUCUCUGGCACAAGCAGAGCACUCCUAGGGCCCCUGCCGUAGAGCCAACUGUAUUGUUCAGGUUGAGGAGUCUGUCAGAGCAUGUGGAAAGUAAAACUAAGCCUGAGGAGAAAAAGGAGAUCCUACCAUCCAAGCCUGAGAGAAUCUCUGGAGAAGGGCUCAGAGAGGUGUGCGAGGGGCCUCUGGAUCUGUCAGAUCGAGGAAAGUCCAAAUCCAGCGAAACACCAAGAGAGUAUUCACCCUCAGUCAUACUAGGUGUAGAGCGAGUACAGAGCAGCCCUGAGAAGGAUAUGAAGACAAAUCCGUCGACACACACACCAGUAUCAUCACCACAUUGCGCCAUCCCUCCUUCAUCCUCCUCAACACUGCCAGUCAAACAACAAGAGGAAGAGCCUACCAGUGACCAUAACCACAAGGCAACCAUAGAGCAGGAGAAGAAAGAGGAGGUGAAUGGAAAGACAGACCAAAGCAAUGAGAAGAAGGUGCCUGUCCUCACUAUAUCUUUACGUCCAGUAGUAGUGCUGGAGACUCUGAACUCUGCCCUGCAAAAGCAAGAAUCCUUAUCAUCAAAUGGCAAGCAGUCAUCAUCACCAGUUGAGACAGUAAGCAGUUGCGAAGAUCAGGACGAGGAGGAAAGUGUGUCAGGACAAGAAAGCAACCAGAGCUGCAAGAGGAAGAGGGCAUCUGUGGAGACAGAAACCGACAGAGAAUCAGACUCAGACAACAUCCAGCAGGGGAGGAAGAUCAAGAUCACAGUGAGAAAUGAGGAGAAGAGCCCUAGCUAGAUAUCACAUUGACUUGGUGAUCUCUCUGCAUUACCUGAUUGUUUUGGCCACUUGGGGGCAGUGCAACAAGCUGUUAACACAACAAUGACGUAUAUCAUCACUUUAUAAAGUUGUUCUAGCCAACAGUGGAGUAUUUACACAUCCAGCAGACACGGAGCAACCUUAGCAUUAAUUUGGUGUCGUGUCUCUGGCCACCUGAUGAAUGUGGGUCAAAUAUUCACUCUGUACUGUUUUGCAGUAUCUGUCUCUUUAGUAGCUACAUGCUCCACUAUGUUCACCUUUUGUUGAAAACAGCUGACUGCUGUCGCUGAAAAUGAAACUGAUAAACACAUUGGUGAACCUUAAAGUUGCAUGCCGUAAAAUAGAGGAUGCUAAAAAACUCAGUAGAGCUGAGGGGAAGUGCGGUCAGGUGAUAAAUAUCUGUUUGUCUCUUCAAGCAACUCCUUUCACAUACAAGUAGUAUUGUGAUCCAUAGUGGUGUAGUGGUUCCUGGAGAACAGGGUAUACUCAUAUAGUUUAUGCGCCAAUUGUGUUUUUAAACAUAAAGACACAUUUGACACUGACAAUUAAAAUGAGACUAUAAGAAUUAAAGUGCUAAAGUCCUCUUAUAUUAGUUGCAAAUUGCUCUAUUGCACUAAAAUGUAGUAUUGCAGCUUGAUGGAGAUUUAGAAGUGGGUAUACCCCAUGCUGACCUAAAAAUAAGUAGGUAUAGUCUAUGUAUACCUGUGUAUACCCUGCACUACACCACUGGCCAUAAUUAAUAUAGAAACAUUGAUCAGGGCAGUUUUCAUUUUCUAGGAAAUUACUUGGGAAGAUUCAACCUCUAAAUUGCUUCCUUGAUAAAAAUGUAAUAUGUAGCCUACAUAAAAUGAUGAAGCCUACCACAAAAUGAAGACCAUAUCAUCAUAUCAUAUUGAUCAUAUUUGACAGGACAUUUGAAAAAAAACAAAAUUUUUAUUCUUUUACCUUAAAGCUGUCUGAUACAACAGAUACACAUUUAGUUUUCCCAGGAUUUUAGAAAACAUUUUUAAAAAUAGCCCUAAACUUACUAAAUUUCUGCUUUUGGCGACUUGGGACAUGGACAUAUUAUCAUCUCAUAAAGUUGAAUGGCUAAUUUUAAGGUGAUGAAAACACGAUUCUUAUUUUCAGGUGAUUAUACACUAAUGAAAACAUACCUAUGAAUAUUAUAUUACAUUUCUAACAAUAGAUCCUCCUAAAUGUUACACACUGGACCUUUAAAGCAUUAUUAAACAUCAGGGUUUGGCUCAGUGCUGUCUGUAAGGGUCCAGCUUCCUCUUCUGAGCCAGAAUUCAAUUCAAUUCAAUUCAAUUUUAUUUGUAUAGCGCCAAUUCAUAACAGAAGUUAUCUCAGGACACUUUUCAAAUAGAGCAGGUCUAGACCGAACUCUUUAACAUUAAUUACAGAGACCCAACAGUACCACCAUGAGCAAGCACUUGGCGACAAGGGCAAGGAAAAACUGCCUGUAAGAAGGCAGAAACCUAGGACAGACCCUCCGGCUCUAGGUGGGUGGUCGUCUGUCUCGACCAGUUGGGGUGAGAGAGAGAGAGAGAGAGAACAAAACAUACGUGAAUAUAAUAGAUAGAAGAUGGGAAAAUAGAUUAUAUCUGUAAAAAAAAUCAACCGUGGUUGAUUUUAUGAUGGGUGUUUACUGUUGGAAGUUUGUUUAGUUUUUGGUUCUGGUAAGUUUCUCGCUACUUCCUUUAUUGCCACUGAAAAGCAGAACACAGUGCACUGUGUCUGUUAUCUGUUUAAACCAGAAAAGAAUAGCCCGUUUUAGUACUAUUGUUACAGCAGUUUUAACACCAACUAGAGGGAGAUUCCACACUUUACACAAUGCAGUGGUCAGUAGAAACUGUCAAAAUUGGCCUUGGUUGCAGUAAUCUACUAACAGCUCAAAAUACAUGUUGUAACUACUUAUUGAUGUUGAAAUGCUACACAUAGAACUUUUAAAAAUGUAUGGCGAUUGAAUGGCCAGUGUGUGGGAUUUAGUGGCCUCCAGCAGAGACAUUGCAGAGUGCAACCAACUGAAUUGCAGUCAACUUCCAAGCAUGUAGAAGAAAGUAUGGUGGCUGUGACUCUAACCCUAACCCUAACUUAACCCAGAUUUUGAAGUAGUACAUUUAUGUAUCACAAUAAAUGUACAAAGGGCCAGAUUGGCAUACUACAGUCAAAGGUUCACAUCCAGACUCCAUCCAGAUCUACAACCCUACAAAAUGUUCUGAUAUGUUCAGUGUCAAUAUUUUGCAACUUGGCAGGUAUGUUAAUUGACCCUUCGUAACUCCCACCCCUUUUUGCUCUGUGCUCCAAUAACAGUUGAGCCUCUGUCAGAAACUCGGUCAACUUUCACCUUUCCUGUACUUAGAUAUGCUACGUGCUAGGCUCUAUGUUUUGAAGAUAAAAUCGAUAUAUAUAUAGUUACACUUUAAGUUAGCUUAUGUUUUCAAAACAUACCUACUGAGCCAACACUUUCAAAACACUAGCUAACUAGCUGACUUAUUAAUUGCUUGUUAGCAAGUUAGCUAACGUUUUGCUCAAGGACACUUCAGCCCUCUCGGACAAGGAACGUUCCCUCCUAAUUACUGGUCCGUUAGCUAAUGUGGGUAAUGUAAUAUUACAUUUAGUUUCAGUAUAUUAAAAUAGUUUGCUUAUGAGCUGGAACAUGUAAUGUCUUACUCCAUACCGUAAUUGGUAGGCCUAUAUGCUGGUAUGUCCUGCUAUAGCAACAACAGCACAGUCAGGUUUACAAUUUCACACAUUUUGCAACACAUACCAGCCCUGAAUAUGACCAACUGAAGGCAAGUCUCUGUGCAGUAAACAGCACUAUCAUUGUCCUGAAACACUGACACAAGCCACGGCCGAUAACUAACUUUUAAUGUCCCCUCAAAUUAAAAAUGAGCCUCAACUUUCAUCAAAAGUAAACCACUAGGUGUCUGAGUGUCACCUAUUUGGGCUUAAAACUAUAGUCUUUCUCUCCAGUAGUCAGAUAUCACACACUCUUCUAGUUUCAUGUAACAUGCAGUAUUUAUUCUAUAGUUAUUUCACUUUCCUGGCAUUGCUGUCACUGCAUGGCUAUUUUUGCUACAGAGCCACCCCUCCUCUCACAUCUUAAGUGACCAACAAAGGGAGAAAAAAAGAGAAAAACAGGUUCCUCUUCCUCUUUUUCAUUUUCAGAAUGCACAUAUUUUGCAAGUAUUAACUUUCCGCUCACAGCUGUGACAGCUUGUGGUAAGCCGGGUGGACAGAGGCGAUAAAAACACAGUGACAGAGAGUUAAAUAACCUAUACUUUUGUGAUACAGCACUGUCAGUAGAGCCAAUAUUUACUCUAAACAUGAGAUUGUUAGUUUUCAUUCUUUUUUAAAAAGUGUGCACGUUUUGAUUAUUCUAUGUGGGCAGUCCUAAUGCUGUUAUAUUGAUUUCUACUGUUUCAAUCCUGUCUCUCUAAUGCAAUUAGAAUCCAUAUAGUACAAUACUUGGUCAAUGGUCAGUAGGCAACAACUUUCCCUGCCAUUCACAUCUCUCUGUUAAUUAAAAGGUGUAAGUGUACUAUUGUGCUUUGACUUUUACAGUAUGCUAACUCUCAAGCUAAGUGUUGUUGUGUUAAAAGCUCCAAAGCUGUGAAGCUGCAGGGGGUAACUUUUAUAAAAAUGUUUUUUGUCAUGUUUGCUGAAACUUUCACUAUAUCCUGACAGUAGAACAUGAAACAGAUAAUCUGUAGAAAAUCUGGUUCCUCUGGCUCCUCCUAGUGCUCCUAGUGGCAUUUACAAGAAUGCGGGCCUCUCAUUCCCAGGGUGUCAAAUACAGAUGCUUUGGAACUCUGGGAAGACUCAAAAGUCAACUAUCUUCAAGCCACCAACCCAAAGCGUCCUUAUAUCUUUCUCAGCUCUGAUUGGUUGGCCCAUUGUCCAGGCCCAUCAGGAGCACUAGGAGGAGCCAGAAGAACCUCAUUUUUUCACAGAUUAUCUGUCACAUGUACUACUGUCAGGAUAUAGUGAAAGUUUCAGCAAAUAUUUAUGUAAUUUUUUGCUAGUAGUUACCUACGGCAGUUUUAACAGAUAUGUUUGUUUCUUCGAGUGAUAUAAAGUGCAUUAGAAACUAUUGUAUGAAUGCACUACUUCCAAAAUAAAUUUCCGUUCUUAAAUGUU